This is a messenger RNA of Clavispora lusitaniae ATCC 42720, 1677 nucleotides long. RefSeq names its product Mnn2p (gene MNN2). NCBI's taxonomy places the organism in Eukaryota, Fungi, Ascomycota, Pichiomycetes, Serinales, Metschnikowiaceae. Gene Ontology annotation, molecular function: alpha-1,2-mannosyltransferase activity. Gene Ontology annotation, biological process: mannan biosynthetic process. The record is from RefSeq and is a predicted model, not a curated record. Gene Ontology annotation, cellular component: Golgi apparatus.
AUGCUCUUUUCCAAUUUUCGCUCGGCGGUUCGAGUCUUUUCCAGACGGGCUUACCAUUUCAAGCUUGGCUUGGCCACCGCCAUCUUGAUGGCCAUCUUCUUGUACUUGAGUCAUGAUAAACGCACUCUGUUGAGCUGGACACCACUUCCUCCGUUGUCGUAUGAACUAUUCUUCCAAGGCCUUGACGAGUAUGUCGUGAAAGCUCCAUCGCUCAAGGAUAGGUACAAGGCUGACAAAGUGGAGUCCAGAGGAAGCAACCAGGACGAGUUUUUGUUUUCCAAGGAGUAUCUUGAAAAUGUUCUCGACAUCUCUGACGAGACAUUGCAAUUGCUCAAACAGUCCCACCAUGGUUACGUGCACAAGCACAUGGAUAAUUUGAUCAAAGAACUGAAGAUCGCUACUUUUGGUAUCGUCAGACCAGAGUCUCCCGAGUGGAAGACUUACAAGAAAAGCGCGGGUUAUGUUAUAAUUGGAGGAGGAAAGUACUCCUGGCUUUCUUACCUUGUCGUGAAACAAAUUAGAUCUAUCGGCGGUACACUUCCAAUCGAAGUUUUCAUCCCAUCUGAGAAAGAAUACGAAGAGAAGUUCUGCAAGGAGGUAUUGCCAAAAUACGAUGCUGUGUGUAAUGUCUUGGAUGUGGAUGUGAUGAAAUCCGUAGCGGAAAAUUUCAAGAUUGGUGGCUACCAAUUCAAAAUGCUUGCAAUCUUAACUUCGAAGUUUGAAAAUGUCAUGUAUUUGGAUUCCGAUCUUUUCCCAACCAGAAACCCCGAGUACAUUUUUGACUCCGAUUUAUACAAAGAGAAAGGACUUUUAUUAUGGCCUGACCACUGGGCGAGAACCACUAACCCUAAGUUCCAUGAAAUUGCAGAGUAUCCUGUUCUAGAAACCAAAGUGAGAUACUCCAAGUAUGACAAGAAGCAAGCCGAGCUGAAGGGCGAGAGUUUGAAACCAUUGCUGGAAUUCACUUUCAAGGACUCAAACUUCCACGAUUUCCAAAAUGCUUUGCCAGACCCUUCGUCUGAAGCCGGAAUUCUUGUUGUAAACAAAACAAGUCACCUCCGCACAAUGCUCUUGGCUUUAUACUACAACUUACUUGGUCCUGAUUAUUACUAUCCUUUAAUGACCCAGGGUGGGGCAGGCGAAGGAGAUAAAGAGACGUUUAUUGCAGCAGCAUCUGUUAUGGGCGAACCAUAUCACCAGACAGCCAAGAGUUUUGCUUGGGUUGGGUACCAUAGCCAGGACGAGAAACUGUUUGUUUCGAAAGCUUUGGGCCACUAUGAUCCGCUCGUAUUGGACCCUGAGGCACCAAAUAAUAUUACCUUCUUGCAUUGCUCCUAUCCAAAGUAUUAUACCGAUUGGUUCUACAACAACCACGAUCUCAUCUAUAAAGAUGAAAAGACUCAUAUUCGCAUGUACGAAGGUAUCUACAACAAUGUUGGAUAUGACGUGGAUUUGAAAUUUCAGCAAAACUUUGUGCAAGGUGUGUGCAAAGGCUAUUAUAAGGAUGGAAAGGCUGUUGAUUCCGAUAUUCGCGAAGAAGAUGAAUGGGCAGGCAAUUUCUUAAAGUAUAUUGGGGAUGACUUGGAGGCCAACAACAAGAGAUGUGCUGAGGUGUACCUUCCUCAUUUGAAAUGGCUUAAAGAAACGACAAAGUUCCCCAACACACUUACGCAAUAG